ACGCACGCGCGUGUUAUAUGUGAAUAUGUCAAGUCGAGACUUGCGAGCAUCGCGAGCGGUAGCAGGCCUCAAGAUAAUGCAGAAACUGUAUUUAGCAUAAAGUAGUAAAAAGACGUUCCCUCAGAAAAAAAGUAAUUGGCCAAGUAAAAUUUGCAUCUGCAACGAACUUGAGAAGAUGCAGGUUCGUUUUGAAAUUCUCUACAUGCGUUUCCUGGUUGGAGGGAAUAUCCGCUCUGUCUUUAAAUUCGGAUGAUUACGAGGGAGAGUGAUGAGCGAGUGAUAUAAGAGAACGAUAAUUUCAUUUCGAGAUGUGUGGCGAUAGAAUGACUCGUUGCGACAACGAACAAACAGGAGUGGAAUAUUUACGGAGGCAUCCACCAAUUGCCUCGAUUGACGCGGUGCAUUUCCGAUAAUGAUAAUGAAAAACCCAGAGUUGAUAGCGCAAGGCGCGGAGGCGCGUCUCUAUAAGGGACUCUAUCUGGGAAAGACAUGCCUGAUGAAGGAGAGAUUCUUAAAGAAUUAUCGACACCCAGAGCUGGACGCUCGCCUCACCAAGGACCGUAUUAGAGCCGAAGCCCGCGCCAUUAUCAGGGCGAAGUCCGCAGGAAUAGCAACGCCGGCCUUGUAUCUGGUAGAUUUGGAGCGACGCAGUAUCUAUAUGGAGUACGUGGAGAAUGCUACAGUGCUGAAAGACUUCAUAGACAGGAAUAUUUCGGGGAAAACGGACGUGGACCACCUGCUAGAUUUCAUAGGAUGCGGGCUGGGCACACUGAUAGCUAGACUGCACUCGAGGCACAUUAUCCACGGCGAUUUAACCACGUCGAAUAUACUGCUCAAGAACGACUCGAGCGAGUCGCCUUACAAUGAUCAAUCCAAAGUCGAGGCACAAUUCGUAAUGAUAGACUUUGGACUGGCCCGAGUGGAUUCCACGCUGGAAGACAAAGCCGUCGAUUUGUACGUUCUCGAACGAUCACUGCUUAGCGCGCAUUCCGAAGUGCCGACGUUGUUCUCCCGUAUUUUUCAUCACUAUCAACAGCAUUAUCAAAAUAAAAACCAAUACAAGCAAGUGCUCGCUAAAUACAAGCAGGUACAAGCGCGAGGACGCAAACGCUUGAUGAUAGGCUAAAAAGUAGCGGAAGCGUCCCCGAAGAUUCUGUAAAAUUUUUCUGAAAGAUUAUUCUGAGGAAAAUACGAAGGGUACAAAUGUAUUUUUAUAGCAUUACAAAGUGCAUUGCGCUGAGUUUCGUAUGUUGAUUAAAUGUAAAUUGUAAAUAGACACUGGAGCGAGAACGAAAGAAAAGAAUUUGUGAAAGUUCGAUUGUAAUUCUAGCGGUUAGAAUUAAGAUACGUAGUUUGAGAAGGUAAAAAGGUUUUUUUUUAUACAGAUAAAUCAUAUUUAUAUGUAACAAUAUGUAACAGUAUAUGAGUCUGUAUACAACGAUAUCUAUUACGAGAGUGACAAUUGCACAUGUAUAAUGAAUUUGGCAGCAGCGAUGAUCC
Messenger RNA from Wasmannia auropunctata (little fire ant), 1500 nucleotides. RefSeq names its product TP53-regulating kinase (gene Prpk). The record is from RefSeq and is a predicted model, not a curated record. Gene Ontology annotation, cellular component: EKC/KEOPS complex; nucleus; cytosol. Gene Ontology annotation, biological process: protein phosphorylation. The coding region runs from base 413 to 1126 and encodes 237 amino acids. The transcript is spliced from 4 exons. Gene Ontology annotation, molecular function: protein serine/threonine kinase activity; ATP binding. Lineage: Eukaryota; Metazoa; Arthropoda; Insecta; Hymenoptera; Formicidae.